Messenger RNA from Charadrius vociferus (killdeer), 2064 nucleotides. Its product is annotated as sodium/hydrogen exchanger 2-like. Gene Ontology annotation, cellular component: membrane. The record is from RefSeq and is a predicted model, not a curated record. The transcript has 12 exons. Gene Ontology annotation, biological process: proton transmembrane transport; sodium ion transport; regulation of pH. Gene Ontology annotation, molecular function: sodium:proton antiporter activity. NCBI's taxonomy places the organism in Eukaryota, Metazoa, Chordata, Aves, Charadriiformes, Charadriidae. Bases 1 to 2064 code for a protein of 687 amino acids.
AUGCCGCUGCUGGAGGAAGUGAUCCCGGAGAACAUCAGCUGGGCUGCUGAGGAAGCCCAGGGCAACGAAUCCUCAGAGCACACGUUUUUCUCUCUGGAUUAUCAACAUGUUCAAGUCCCCUUUGAAAUCACACUCUGGAUCAUGCUUGCAUCCUUGGCCAAAAUAGGGUUUCAUCUAUAUAACAAGCUGCCUUCCGUUGUUCCCGAAAGCUGUUUAUUGAUAUUUGUAGGACUGAUCAUGGGGGGAAUCAUCUACGGCUUGAAUGACAAGUCACCGCCUGUUAUGGACAGUGACAUCUUUUUCCUCUACCUGCUGCCACCCAUCGUCCUUGAUGCAGGGUACUUCAUGCCCAGCCGUCCCUUUUUUGAGAACAUCGGCACUAUCCUCCUCUAUGCAGUUGUGGGGACAAUAUGGAAUGUAUUUGGGAUUGGCUUUUCCCUGUAUGGGAUCUGCCAGGUGAAAGCCUUUCACCUGCAGGACGUGUCGUUGCUCCACAACCUCCUGUUUGGCAGCCUGAUCGCUGCCGUGGAUCCCGUGGCGGUGCUAGCGGUUUUUGAAGAGAUACACGUCAAUGAAAAGCUACACAUUUUGGUCUUCGGUGAAUCGCUCCUGAAUGACGCGGUGACAGUGGUGCUUUACAAGCUAUUUCGAUCUUUCUGUGAAAUGCCAACCAUCAAAAGUGUGGAUGUUUUUGCUGGAGUUGGAAAAUUCUUUGUGGUUGGGUUAGGAGGAGUUUUAGUAGGUCUUAGUUUUGGGAUGACCGCCGCCUUUACCACGCGAUUCACUAAGGAUAUCCGUGUCAUUGAACCGUUCUUUGUCUUCCUGUACAGCUAUCUUUCCUACCUCACCGCUGAAAUGUUUCACCUUUCAGGGAUUGUUGCCAUCAUUGCUUGUGCCAUGGGCAUGAAACGUUAUGUGGAGGCCAACAUCUCUCUGAAGUCUCACACCACAGUCAAAUACUUCAUGAAGAUGUGGAGCAGCGUUAGCGAUACCCUUAUCUUCAUCUUUCUUGGAGUUUCCACCAUUGGAGAAAAUCAUGAGUGGAACUGGCCAUACAUUUGCUUCACUAUCAUUUUCUGUCUCAUUUGGAGAGCACUAGGGGUUCUCGUGCUGACUUUCUUUGUGAACAAAUUUCACGUGAACACCAUUACCGGCAAAGACCAGUUCAUUAUAGCGUACGGGGGCCUCCGAGGAGCCAUUUGUUUCUCUUUGGUUUUCUUACUUCCUGAUUUUCGCAGAAAGAAGCUGUUCAUUGCAGCAACAACUGUUGUCAUCCUCUUCACUGUGUUCAUACAGGGAAUGACUAUCCGUCCUCUUGUUGACUUGCUGGCUGUCAAGAAGAAAAGAGAGAGUGCUCCCACAGUGGGAGAGCAGAUCCAUAUUCGGUUCUUGGAUCAUUUGCUGGCUGGCAUUGAAGAUAUAUGUGGACACUGGGGACAGUAUUACUGGAAAGACAAAUUAGAAUAUUUCAACAGCAAAUACCUGCAGAAGAUCCUGCUUCGUGAAUACGAUCAGCCAAAAUCCAGCAUCGUGCUUCUCUAUGAAAAGCUGGAGCGGAAGCAUGCCAUCGAGCUGGCAGAAGCAGGGCAGCUGGGUCAUGCCCCGUCUCACCCAUCCUUGCUGACUGUCAUAACGGACAAAAAAUUGGAGGAUACUCUGAAUCCGGAUAUCCUGGAAAAUAUACAGGAAAUAUUGGCAAGGAACCUGUACCGAAUAAGGAGAACGGGGCCGGCAUACAACAGGCACACCCUUCCCGGAGAGACAGAGCACGUGGAGCAUGCCAAGGAGAUCCUGAUCCUCCGGCACAAAAGCCUGCAGGUGGAAGCAAGCAGAAGUGACCCAGCCAGCUCCAGCAAGGAGAAGGAAGACUCCUAUUCAGCGCAGGGCGACUCCAGCACGCAGCCCAGGCUGUGCCGCUCCUUCACGGCGGGGAACGCAGAAAAGGUUCGGGAAGUGAAACAGAAUCGGUCGAAGUCGGUGUGUGUCAUCCCACCUCUGCAGCCCAGCGGUACGGCCUGGGGUGAGAAGAAAGGAAUGGAGAAAGAGCUGACUUUGGAGAUGUAA